Messenger RNA from Pyricularia pennisetigena, 2361 nucleotides. RefSeq lists its product as uncharacterized. Gene Ontology annotation, molecular function: catalase activity; heme binding. The record is from RefSeq and is a predicted model, not a curated record. The coding region runs from base 1 to 2361 and encodes 786 amino acids. Gene Ontology annotation, biological process: cellular response to hydrogen peroxide; hydrogen peroxide catabolic process. Lineage: Eukaryota; Fungi; Ascomycota; Sordariomycetes; Magnaporthales; Pyriculariaceae. The transcript has 6 exons. Gene Ontology annotation, cellular component: cytosol.
AUGCACGCACCACUAUCAAGUUGGCUGCUCGCAGCCUCGCUCCUGACGCAACCCAUCAGCGUCUCGAGCCAGAGCUGUCCUUUUUCAAAGAGGGACGGGACCGUAAACAGCAGGAUUCCGCACAAGAGAGCCGAUGCGCCAGCGACGACCAACUUUGGCCAAUGCGCCGUCAAGAGCAACCAGGCCGGCGGCGGCACGAGGAGUAACGACUGGUGGCCGUGCCAGCUACGGCUCGACGUGCUGCGCCAGUUCCAGGCGCCGCAGAACCCUCUAGGUGCCGACUUUGACUACGCUGAGGCGUUUCAAUCUCUGGAUUACGAAGCCAUCAAAAAGGACCUCACGGCCCUGAUGACAGAUUCGCAAGAUUGGUGGCCAGCCGACUUUGGCCACUACGGUGGUCUGUUUGUCCGUAUGUCAUGGCACAGCGCCGGUACCUACCGGGCCAUGGAUGGCCGUGGUGGAGGUGGAAUGGGUCAACAGCGAUUUGCUCCUCUCAACAGCUGGCCAGACAACGAGAACCUGGACAAGGCGAGGCGGUUGCUUUGGCCCAUCAAGCAAAAGUAUGGCAACAAGAUCUCGUGGGCCGACCUCUUGCUCCUCACGGGCAACGUCGCGCUCGAGAGCAUGGGCUUCAAGACGCUGGGAUUCGCCGGUGGCAGGGCCGACACGUGGCAGUCGGACGAGAGCGUCUACUGGGGAGCCGAGACGACGUUUGUGCCGCAGGGCAACGACGUCCGCUACAACAACAGCGUCGACAUCAACGCUCGCGCCGACAAGCUCGAGAAGCCGCUGGGUGCCACGCACAUGGGUCUCAUCUACGUCAACCCCGAGGGUCCCAACGGCACGCCCGACCCGGCCGCCGCGGCCAAGGACAUCCGCGUGGCGUUUGCUAGGAUGGGCAUGAACGACAGCGAGACGGUUGCUCUGAUUGCCGGCGGCCACGCCUUUGGCAAGACGCAUGGUGCCGUCAAGAGCUCAAAUAUUGGCCCCGCCCCUGAGGCUGCUGACCUUGGCAUGCAGGGUCUCGGAUGGCACAACAGUGUCGGCGACGGCAAUGGUCCCAACCAGAUGACGAGCGGUCUGGAGGUUGUCUGGACCAAGACUCCUACCAAAUGGAGCAAUGGCUUCUUCGAGUCCCUCUUCAACAACAAGUGGACCCUUGUCCAGUCUCCCGCCGGUGGCCACCAGUGGGAGGCCACCAACGGCACCCUCGACUACCCGGAUCCCUUCGACAAGAACAAGUUCCGCAAGGCCACCAUGCUGACCACGGACUUGUCCCUGAUCAACGACCCCGAGUACCUCAAGAUUUCGAAGCGGUGGCUGGAGCACCCCGACGAGCUGGCCACGGCCUUCGCCCAGGCCUGGUUCAAGCUCCUGCACCGUGACCUCGGCCCCCGGUCCCGGUACCUCGGCCCCGAGGUGCCCAAGGAGACGUUUGUCUGGCAGGACCCGCUCCCCGCGCGGGAGGGCGACCUGAUCGACGACGGCGACGUCGACAAGCUCAAGACCGCCAUCCUGUCCGCCGACGGCCUCGACGUCUCCAAGCUCGCGUCGACGGCCAUGGCCUGCGCCACCACCUACCGCAACUCGGACAAGCGCGGCGGCUGCAACGGCGCCCGCAUCGCCCUCGAGCCCCAGAAGAACUGGGUCUCCAACAACCCGACGCAGCUCUCUGCCGUCCUCGACGCGCUCAAGAAGGUCCAGUCCGACUUCAACGGCAGCAGCGGCAGCAAGAAGGUCUCGCUGGCCGACCUCAUCGUGCUCGGAGGCACGGCCGCCGUCGAGAAGGCGGCCAAGGACGCCGGCGUCGAGGUCAAGGUCCCGUUCUCUGCCGGGCGCGUCGACGCCACGCAGGAGCAGACGGACGUGACGUCCUUCUCGUACCUCGAGCCCCAGGCCGACGGCUUCCGCAACUACGGCCGCGGCACCGCCCGCGCCCGCACCGAGGAGAUCCUGGUCGACAAGGCCUCGCAGCUGACCCUGACGCCGCCCGAGCUGACGGUCCUCGUCGGCGGCAUGCGCGCCCUGGGCGCCAACUUUGACGGCUCCGACCUCGGCGUCUUCACGGCCAACAAGGGCAAGCUGACCAACGACUUCUUCGUCAACCUGGUCGACAUGAACGUCGCCUGGACCGCCGGCGGCUCCGACGGCGAGACCUGGGUCGGCACCGACAGGAAGACCAAGGCCCAGAAGUACAAGGGCUCGCGCGCCGACCUCGUCUUUGGCUCGCACGCCGAGCUGAGGGCCAUCGCCGAGGUCUACGCCGAGGCUGGCAGCCAGGAAAAGUUUGUCAAGGACUUUGUCGCCGCCUGGACCAAGGUCAUGAAUCUUGACCGUUUCGACCUCAAGGCCAAGAAAUAA